This is a messenger RNA of Microdochium trichocladiopsis, 5099 nucleotides long. RefSeq lists its product as uncharacterized. The record is from RefSeq and is a predicted model, not a curated record. Lineage: Eukaryota; Fungi; Ascomycota; Sordariomycetes; Xylariales; Microdochiaceae. The coding region runs from base 108 to 5003 and encodes 1631 amino acids. The transcript has a single exon.
CCCCACACCGACUUGUCUUGAGCUGUCGGAGCCUGAUCAUUCUUCGCCCUUUGACCGGCUGCCAUCGCUGACAAGGCUCAAGGCGCCGCGGCCCGCCUAUCGUAACCAUGGCCGACGCAACCCUCUUGCUCGACGACCCUUUGUCGUCGCCGGAUCCGCUUGCCGACGAGAUUCCUAGCUCUGUCCAGUCAAAGACCAGGCGCAUCGCGAUGCCACACCACGACUACUCAAUGGCCGCAGCCCGAAGCUCGUCGCCCAUGAAGUCGCCCUCGAGAUCAUCCGCGAAGCGCCGCUCCGUCUCCCCGCGGAAGCGGACUUUUGAGCUCGACGUUGGCAACGAGUCCACCCCUCAGCGCAUCCUUGUUACGGUCGAGGCCGACGAAACCAUGCGCUCUGGCGUCAACCGCAGGCUGUUCCCGCCUUCUUCGCCCACCCGCAAAAUUGUCAGAGCCGAGGAAACAACGACGAGAAAGGUGCCCCUGCGUGGUCUGUCGGACGACGAAGGACUCGGCGACGACACAGCCGUCACGCCGCGGAAGAGAAGCCGGCCACGUAAGAGCAAUGGCACGCCCGUACCGAGGCCUAGAAAGCGCGCCGGCACACCACUGAAGCCGGCGACCGAUGCGACGCGACCGAGACUCGAGCUACCCUCUGACGCGAGCAUGUUCAGCGACGUAAACCUCGGGAACGACACCGAUAUCCGUGGCUCCACGCCAAAGCCAAAACCGAGAGCGAGGAAAACACCUGCGAAACGCGCGCCGACACCAGGUGCAGUGCCGUCCUCACAAGUCCCAACCAGCAAGCAGAGAACAGGCAAGAAGCGUGGGAGGCCGCGGAAAGCACUGAUGCCGGAGGAGGUGGCCGAAUUUGCUAUUGCUGGUAGCGAGCUGGAUCAGCCCGAGACUGCGAUCGCGGAUCCCGAGCCCAUGUCGAUGGACGAUGUCUCGGUCACCGGAGAAGUACGAUCAAGUAUCGAAAAUGCGGACGAUGUCGACCCGAUCGAGCACGAUGAGCUUGAACUCCAAGACGGCAUAGCGAUUGAUGAUGAUGAUCCCCCAUCACGACUAGCUUCCGAGCGAGACGAUAGCGUGACACCAGUUCCGCCAGAAUUAACGAUACUUGAACCCGUGUUUGGGGACCUGGUUAUCCCCAACAGGCCACCAAGUGAAGAGGGACAGCCUAGCAGCAUCCACCAAGAGGAGGCGGAGAGCGUAGGGGUGCCUCUAAGCGACGGAUAUGCACCUUUGCUGGAACCUGAAGAUGAUGGUGUGUCAGACGUUGGGACUGUUGAGUCUGCCAACCCGGCCAGGCAAGACACUUUGACGCACGCCUCGGAUUUCAGCAUGAUCGCUGUGGAAUCGCUGCCAUCGUUCCAGGCGUCUUUCCAGGCUUCGUUUCAUGGCAAUCUAAGUCGCAUCUCGGAGGUGCAAGACGAACCCGCAGAACUCGGGGAAGCCACCAAUAUGAUGAUCAAUCAGACCUUGGAGACGCUACGUCGCAGCAUACAAAACGAAACAUCCGCGGACAACUCGGACGAAGAAGGCGGUGAUGAAGAUGCCGUCAUGCAGUCUGGACGAAGAGCUUCGCCCAGCGGUCUUUCUGCCGAGAAACAGGCCCCAGGUUCUCAAUCUCGAAUGAGGAAUGCGUGGUCGAGCAGUCCAUCUGGGAGCCCUAGGCGGAGGAAGUCCAUCCCCUUGAGCCGGCAAGUAUUUUCAGGAAAGGCACGGCAAACAGAUGACUCGUUCUCCAGCAUUCCAGACAGCAUUCUCCAAGCAGCAACACCAGCUCGGUUCAGACCCCAGCAAGCCGACGUUGGUCAACAGUCAUUGGAUGGAGAGGAUCAGUACGAGGACUCUUUCUCGGAGAUCCCUGAAGCGAUUCUUGAGGCUGCGACGCCAGCUGCUGCGCGCCAGCGAACGCGAGACUUUCCCAGCGGUCUGCAAAGCAGCCCAAUGACCCGCGACAUCUCACCAGAGAUUGACACCGGAUCGGCACGGCAGUCAAACCGAUUGCCAACCCCCGAUGACACGUCUUCGUCGAAUGUCGAACCUCGACGACUAGUGCCGGAUGACCAGGCACCCACGGCAGAACAAAGGCCAGAUCAAAUUGCCCAAUCGAAGAGCCAAAUACCCUCAUCGCCUCCCAAUAUUGUGGUACAGCGGCUUGAGAGCUUGGAGGCUCGUGCCUCGUCACAAAGACGAGAUCCGCAUCGCGAGAUACCUGAGUCUCCACAGAUGCCAUCCUUCUCAGAGACAGAUCAGGGCGAGCCUCCACGAAACCUGGAGCCGCCGCCUUCAUCCCGGCGACCCACUCUAUCGCCAAUCGUACGUGUGGCAAGAACAUUACAGAGCGUGAUGUCGGACAAAUCGUCUCCUGAAGGACUAGAGAGCAACUUGGGUAGCCCAUUUAGAGGUUCGCACAGUCGACAAUCUUCGAUCACGAAGUCACCCACUCGCAACGCGAGCGAGCUUUUCGGUCGAUCGACCAAUAACCAGAUGCCGCCAUUUGCAUCUGCGUCGUCGCGGGAGAAUAGGCAAAGCAUCAGCCAAAGCGCCCGAUCUGGCUCGCAACAUGACAGAACGCGUAGUCUCGACAACCUCUUUGGGCCACAAAUUAAUACCGAGCGACAGGAUCCAAAUGCUCGACUGCAAGCUCCUGCGUCAAAGGAGCGGACGCCUGAAAGGAGGGGAUCUGUGCCGUCCGGGCCCAUGUCAAGUUCUACUAAGUCAUUAUUGCCCAGUGAUGACCGGAUGAGUUGGGUUGCCGAGGACAGCCCGCUGCGAGCCAGAUCAAUUACACGGCAGAGCAUCACCCAAGCUUUACGCGAGUCUAGCCUCGCGGCAUCGCGAAAGCGAGAUUCACUGCGCAAGUCGCCACCAGAGCGCUCAGUUGAAAUGAAUCGCGGGCCAUCUUCAAGUCCGCAGCGACCUGAUCCCCCUAUUACCAAUGAAGAGGACGACAUACUCCUGGAUGCCGCCGACGAUGAUAUCUGGGACUUCGAGGCCUCGCGGCCCGAGUCUCGGCAAGUGACUGCCUCUGCUGUCCCCAGGAAUCCCCAUCGAAUGAGCGACGAGCCUCGACGAGGCAAGAUACCCAGCCCCUGGAGUAGUCAUGGUCGGCACAAUAUGGACCAAGAAGAGAUCGACAGCCCUUCACAGAUACUACUCGAUGAGAGUCCGCAGAAGCGGCUAGGCCCCUCGGCGCCGGAAUACGCCCAGAAUGAGGAACACAGGACGUUUCAAAGGUCCGUCUCAGAGGAGGAAGAAGAAGACGAAGAAGAAGAAGGCUUACCUAGCCCGCCCAGAUCUCAGCAACAAGGGAGAGCUUCUGAGACUGCCAAAGAUACUGGAGGGUCUGAAUAUUCCCUGCUCCAAGAUCAGGAUGAUGCUGGCAGGAUGCCAAGCGAGAGAUCCGUCGAAUCUGUGAACGUUGAGGAAUACUCCUUGAUCGCGCCUCAAUUGCGGCAGACGGGUGCCAGGAAGAACUCAGCACAGCCAGUUAUGGCUGAUGGAGGAGACGAACAUUCUCUUGUGGCCAGGGAUAAUGAAGAGCAUCCUGAUCCGCCACCGGCUAAGUCCCGGUUCUUUGGCGGCUUUGAUAUCAUGUCAUUUUUCUCCUCGCCAUCUGCCUUGCCCAGCGCCAAAGACCCCAAACCCACCUCUUCCAAUGGCGAGACAGCGAAGCCCAAAGGGUUACCGAGCAUGCCGCCACAGGAUCUACCAGGGUUACAACCACAGAAGGCGCAAUCGUCCCUGUGGGCAACCGGGCUCUUUCCCUCGAUUGCUCAAAAGGAGUUCAGGCCGAGUCCUGAACGCGGCAAUACGCUCUUCUCUUCUUCGGCGCCAGCAAGCUCGGCUCGAGUAGACCCAGACACGAGCCCGACUCCGACGCCGAGAUCGCGCGACCUGCCCUCGACCCCGGAACGACAGGCCUUUCCGACAAUCGAGCAAAAGCGAGAUUUCACACCACGCUCCGGGCAGAACGGCUCGGCACUUUUCACCGGGCGUGCUGCGCCUGCCCCGACUCUGCCUGCAAUCAGAGUCCCAAGCACAGUCGCUUUCCUAAAUCCGUCAAAUAGCAGGCAGGACCACGACACCUCAAUUGCGACGGAAGAUUCAGAGUACGAGCGGGUACCACCACGCGAGAUUCCCUCGCGAUGGGAUAAGACUCUCUCUCCCUCAAAGUCAUCCUUUCGCUCUCCAAUGAAGCCGACGACACCGGGCAGAGUCGUGGCUUUCACGAAGAAUGUGGUAUUUCCGGAUCCGCCAUCGAAUGGAGAUUUGCCGAGGAAAGCGAACGCCCCAGCUCCAGAUAACACCUCAAGGCACGUGUUCCUGCAACCGCCGCCCCAGCUGCUGCAGCCCAGACUCUCUGGCCAGGAAAACGAGCUGCGCUCCAGGUCCGCCGCGAACGCAGCUGCCGCUCGUGUGCAGAGGCCCCAGAGAGAGGCUCCGGUCGACGACGAUGGCAUGAGAAUAUCUGUGCCACCAAGGACUGGAGCAGCAGAAACGAACCGCUUCCCGCAGCCCAAGGCUUUCGCGCUCACCGGCACAUCCUGGACUAAGGCUCACUGGGUGCGCUUCGACGAGAUCCUGCAAUUGCGUCGUAAGAAUGUGCAGCAGUUCCGUCGUGACCACCCUUACGCCUCAUCGCCGGGCGACUUUGCAGACGACCCGAUUGACUGUAAUGACGACGGCAACUAUGACGAUGAGCAGGCUUCAUCACGACCUACCUCACGUGGAGGCAAGAUCCUCGGCAAGCAGGUUUCUGGCCAGGGAGCGAGCAUGCUCAUUGAGUCGUGGCACUUGGAGGUCAUCAAGGCUUUCAUGCAGGAAAUUGACCCCUGCCCAUGGGACGAGAUGGUGUUGGCAAAGAGACUGUUCGCACUGAUCGUUGGCGAGGAGAGGAGGCGGAAUGGCGCCGUCAAGCCUAGCGCAACCCGCGCUUCGGCACAAAUGACAUCCGGACAGAGGGUCAAUCUUGGCGCAAGGCAUCGAGCCUGAGGAGAGCAAGUAUUGGCGAUUGGAAAAGCUACUGAUAACGAAGUCUCUUUGGAAUAGUUCUGCGUAGAGACUACCGCGCAGAGACUACCACAAGCA